Molecule: messenger RNA, 5113 nt
Organism: Dromaius novaehollandiae (emu)
Lineage: Eukaryota; Metazoa; Chordata; Aves; Casuariiformes; Dromaiidae
Gene: CENPU
Product: centromere protein U
Exons: 13
Coding region: 329-1492 (387 amino acids)
Cellular component (GO): nucleus
Source: RefSeq, a predicted model, not a curated record
GCACCGCCCGCCCGCGCAACCGUUUCCUCCCCGCCGCCAGGCAGCGCCGCCUCGGCUCGGCUCGGGCCGCCACCGCCGCUCCUCUCCCAGCGGCCGGCCGUGCUCCGCGGAGCGGCUCCGCCUGCGAGGGCGGCGAGAGGAGGAGUCGCCCCUUCCCUUCCCUUCCCUUCCCUUCCCCUCCCCGCCCGCAGCCCCGUUUGAAUCGCGGCGGGAAGGCGGCGCGGCUCGCCCGGCCGGUAUCAAAACAAAGAAAGUGGAUUUAUACUAGGGACUCUCUCAGUAACUUGAUCUUCAAUUGUAUAUUUAAAAGUAUAUAUUUAAUAGCAAAAUGUCCUCAAAUAAAAAGAUGAAGAGAAAUUUCAGAAAUAAAUUCAAUGAAUACAAAGUCACCUCCCAUUCUCGAAGGAAAUUACUUUCUCCUGAUGAACCAGAUGUUUCAAGGAUACUGAAGGUAGCAGAAACUGAGGAACUUGGAGAGCCUGAUGAUUCAUUUGAUCACCCUUUGCACAGUACUGCUGUAGAUGCUUAUGGAGAAGAACAUUCAGAGAAUGAGUCACUUAAUGAUUUGUCACAUCCACAGAGGAAAAAUACAGAAAAAAGUAAAAGAACGCAUCACUUGAAAAUGUCUGAAGAUGAUGUUUACAGAUUCAAGACAGGUGGUUCUGAAGAUGAGCCCCUUAAGGAGAAUAUGGUAUCGAGAGUAUCCAGGACCACCGUAACGAAACCUAAGCUACCAUCUGUGUUGACAUCAAGGAAUGGUGCUUUAGAAAACAGUGAGCUGGAUGAAAAGAAAAAGAUGAAUGUUCAAAAGAAGGCUCGGAAUACUACUGAAUUCCCAGAGAAAAGGAAGAAGCAGCCUUCAGAGAAGAGUGCAUUAGAUACUUCCGUUGUUGAUAGCCCAGGUUCUGUACAAGUUUGGUGUCCCAAAGGGCUGAAGAGACUUCCUAAAGAUAUUACAGAACUGGAUGUUGUUCUUGCUGAAUUUGAGAAGAUAGCAGCAGAUUACAAGCAAAGAGUAGACUCUCAGAUUUGCAGAAAAGCUAUUGAUGGCUUCUGUUCUGGUUUCAAGGACCAAAUCACUGAUCUUAUAAUGGAAGUCCAGGAAUUAAAGAACAUGAAGAGAAAAAAUGCUAAGAUAAUAACAGACAUCAAAAAGAAAAGGCAGCGACUGAUGCAAGUUAGCGACGAGUUAAUUGGAACUGAACCACAACUGAAACAGCUACAGAGAGAAUAUGCUCAGUUACAGGAGAGGGAAUCUUCCCUGAGGCAUGCGACUCAAUUCCUUACUGAUUUAAAGGAACUACAGCAAGACUGUUUGGAUUACAGAGAAGCAAACCCUAAAGAAAAAGUAAUAUAUGGAACAUCCAGCCUCCCUGCUCUUCUGGUGGAAUCGCGGAGAGUUCUAGGAGUGGAAAGACACUUUAAGAAUAUUAAUGCGAGACUGCAAGAGGCACUGGAUGUACAAAGAGAGAAGUUAUCAAAGAAACAUUAAGUGCUUUUUAAUGGACUUACUGAAAUUAUUUGGGAACAAUUAUUAGAAUGAACAGUGAUUAAAGUAUGUUUAAUCAUUGUUGCUGUACUUUGGCUUCAGUGUGUAAAAGAAAUUAGUGACUUAAUCACACUAUUUAACUGGAAUUGAUAUCAUUAAUUUCUACCGACACUCUUUGAAUAAGUUCUUACCUAGAAACUGUAUCUUUCUACUGUUAAUGUCACAAAACUUUUCUGUGCUGUUUUAGGAACGUCAGUUUUUAAUCUCCUUGGGCUAUGUAAGUAAUGUAAUUUUGAAACCAAUACAUACUUUACAAGAGAACACACUGACUUUGGUUGAGCUAGUGCUAGACAAAACUUUUUAUUAAAUUUGUAUGUGAAAUCAAUUCCAGAAGUGGGAGGAAUUUAAGAAAUUAUUUUACAUAGCUCAUCAAUAAAAUUUAGACAUACAGCUAACAAAAUAGGAAACCCCACAGCAGUAGGUAUUAAAGUGCUAAACUACUUGAAGUAGCAUUCAUGAAGAGUUUUCAGUUCUGUACUGCUCAGCCCCUACUGUAAUCUUCCAUGAUCUUGUCAUCCCUGUUUAAGAUCAUCUAGUUGCAAGGAUUUGUUAUUUACAGCAAUUAUUUAUUUCUGUUGUAGAGAUCAGGAAAAGAGCUUUUGUACUAUAUUGCAGUAUCUUUUGUGGAAGGCAUGUGACAGGCACAUUAUACUAAAGCAAGCUUCACUGGUAUGUGUUUGUUCAUUAGCUAAGUUUGUGGUUAGCUGUGUUCUUUAGCACAAGUAUCCUGUUUCCUUAAAGCUUCCAGAAGAACUUCAUCAGGAAUUUCUUGUGUGUCACAAUUCAGACUAUCAUUUGCAGCUUCAGCUAGUUCCACAUCAUCGGUAGCUUCCAGGAACCAGGCAUCAUCACUUGCAUCGUCCCACACAGUGUCUGACAACAAGAGGUCUCUAGACAAGCUGUUUUCUUGAACUAGUGACCUUUUUGACAAAUCUAUACAGUUAGAAUGCAGUUUUCCUUCUUUGUUCUCACUUUCAUCUAUUAACAUAUAUUCUUCUUCCUUUUAGAAACAAAAACACUAUUUAUUCCAUAUGCAAAUGAUCAUCCUUUUAACUGCUCCGAUUUGAAAGUUUGAAACUAGUGUUGGAGUUUUGCAAGUGUAGCAUAUAAUGGAUACUAUAGAAAGCUGGGCAACAAACAAUUUUCUAGCAAAUUAAUUUAAUUUACAGCCACAGUACACUAUGGAAGCCUGUUUAAAUAGGAAUAGAAAUCUGCUGUUUUUUUCUAGAAUGCUACAACUAGUCUAAUCUAGUGUCUAUUUAAGGAUAUCAAGGUCUGAAAAUGCAUUUAAAUUUGCUUAAGUAGAACUCAAUGUACUAUUUUGCAGUGUGAGUUUUAAAAGCUGUUAAUAUUGCAACUAAGCUUUUAUGACCUACUCUGUGGGAAAGACUAUUGUGUUCAGGGCUUGGGAUCAGGUACUGACCUGAUGUCAUCCCUAGAUGUCAGGUCAAUAUUGUACCUUUGUGGGUAAAUGUAACUGAGUUGGUGCACUUCACAUUUGAGGGUCACUGACUUAAAAUGAAGAUAAUUAAAUAUUAAUCAGUUGUGUUUCAAUAUAUCAAGCACUGAAAAAUAUCUCUAAUUCUAAAUCCUUAAGAGAUAGCCACACACACAUUUAAGUUAUCAAAAGAGUUGAUGUGCUUGUUUUGCUAACACGGAUGAAAGACAAGCACUUUGUAUAGAAGCAUCAUUGCAAACUGGAAUCCUGUGUUAGAACCAUUGUUCUGCCUGCUCAGAAGUUUUGUUGCCAGGCUUUUGAGAACACGGGUAGUGCUAUGCGCAGUCUCAUUGAGGUUUGUUCCUUGCCCUGCCUCACGUCUAAGAUUUCUUGUUCCUAAUGCUGAUAGCUUUUCAGCCAAACCCAAGAAUCGUGAUUUUUUUUUUUCUUUGACAUACUCAAAAGUUCCAGGAGCACUUAAAAAUAUUUUAGCUGGCCUAGGGGCUCACCUAAUGGGAACUACUGUUCCAGAAGAAAAGACAAAAGAAAAUCUUUGGCCCCAGAUGAAGUUAGGUUAUUCCAGUAACCUAACUAGCUUAGCCAAGUUAGACUGAGCUGAAUCUGUGCUGUCAGUUUUUGUGCUAGAUGUGCUGCAGGAGAACUUAGAAAUUAAUACAUGGAGCUACUACACCAGCACAGCUGCUCCAUGGAGCAGCUCCAUACCAGCAUAGCUGCUCAGUGGAGUUCAACAGACAAACUGGGUUAGCAGGGAUUUUCAAGACUUCUAGAGACAAAGGUUUACUCAUAAGAACUUCAGCAUGUUAGUAAAACAAGAACAGAAACACGUACCUCUUUGAAGAGAGAAGGGAGACAUAUCCUAGAUGGCAAUGGAAAACCUAAAGCAAAUACAUCGUAUUUAAUAGGGUUAUAAUUAAUACUUUUGGGAGUGUUGAUUGCUUUGAAAACAUUACAUACUCUGUGAUUUGAAGUUUUUCUCUCUGCAGACUGGAUCAUGACACUUUUGAUACCAGACUUCCUUCUUUAGAUCUACCAGAAUCCUAAACAAAUAGUAUGGUAUUUAGUAACAGUACAUAACUAAAGUAGUAAAUGCAAAAAUGAAACUCCAACACUAAAUGAACAGGUUUUGUUCAACUAUGGAUAUUGUUCUCAUACUCUGACCUGUUCAUUACAUACUUGCUUUGAACACAGUCUUGUUAUUUUUCCAAUAAACUUCAGACAAGUUAAAAAUACAUUUCUUACAAGAUCAAGUGACAUUUAGUCAUCUUCCUUACAAGUCACUAAAGCAAGAUUAGCAUGCAUGACCUAACUGUAGGAUAAUGUUUUGCUGCUGUUGUCAAAGAUAAUUAUAAAAUCAUUAUUUCUUUGCAACUGAUAGAGUCGAGUUGUCUAUCAGAUGUGUUACAGAAAUACCAAGCUUCAGGUAACUUCAAGAGUUCAUCUAGUUUAGUGGUUGUGGGUUUUCUCCUACUCACAUGUCUCAAAAAUACAUUCCUUAUCUUUCAGUUGUUUUCACUGUUGCUUUUGCAAAACUAUUUUUUUUAGAUGGUAAAUAUUUCUACUAACAAUCUACUGUCAUUUUUGAUGUAAUCUAAAGCCCUUGACUUUUCAACACAGUUGCUAAAACUAUGAGGAGAAGUCAGAGUCCUCAUAGAGUCACUGGCAAAACCCAUCUUGGCUGAAAUCCUGGCAGGAUUUAUUUUUAUUAUUUUAAUAAUGUAAAAAUGUAAUUUAAGAUACACUAAAUACAAGUUUUUAAAUGGUCUAUUUUAUCUUAUUGUUCAUCCUAGCUGAGAAGCAUCUAAGCAAGGCAUCACUUGAUAGCUUUAACAUACUUUAACUUGUAUGUUAACUUCUCUAGCCAUAUACUUUAAAUAGCAUGAAGAUAAACUCAUAGAAAAAUUAGAAAUACAAGUUCAGUUGUCACAAAAAUUAGGGGGGGAAAAAAAGGGGGGGGGGAUUUUUUUUGUUUUAAAUGAGUUGUUCCUCCAUGAAACAAGAUAGCAGAAAUUGUAACAGGUGCUGCUUCUGUCCAUAAGAGCUUUACAGCAUUUCUACAGAGUAACACUGGAGCAGAAAAAUACUAAAUAAAACUGUUUUGAAGUGAA